GACGGGCGCGGCGCUCCUCGUGGUGGGCACCUGCGCCGGCGUGCCCGAGGGAGCUUUACGCCCCUGGCUGCACCUCCCUGGCGCGGGCGACGUGGUCGUCUUGCCCGCGGAGCCGGCGGCCUUGGGGGAACUCGCGGCCCCGCCGCUGGGACGUGACCAGAGCGUGGAGGUGUUGUCGUGCGUUCCCUCCGAGGACCUGGAGGGCGAGGUCCGCGCCUUCGCGGGGCGCCUCGGCUGGGGCCACCGCUCCGUGGUCGGCGCGGCGUCGCAGUGCCUCGGGUUCUUCCAGGAGGCCAGCAGGGCCCUGCCAGGGGCGAGCGUCGCCGUGCUCCUGUCGCCGCUGCUGCUCUGGGGCCCCACGGCGGGCGCGGCGCUGGUGCACGGCGUGGACGUGCUCUUGGGGAGUCCCCCUCCCGUGCGAGUGCUCGGCUUCCCGACCGUUGACGAGGAGUCCAGGUGGCGUUGGGGCCUGAGGCGGGUCAGGCACCAGUAUUGGAAGCUUGUGUAUCGAAGACGCCUACGGCGGCAGCAGCGGCCCAGGCGUCGCCGUGCCAGUCGGGCAGCGCUGGCUCGGGGACCCGCGCGUUCCGCCGGGCCCCAGAUCUGCAGAGGCUGCUGGAGGGGAUCUCUGCAGAUCCCGACAACCCGUACAACUGGCUCGUCGAGCUGGACCUGA
Messenger RNA from Prorocentrum cordatum, 676 nucleotides. The record is from the annotation of a GenBank genome assembly. NCBI's taxonomy places the organism in Eukaryota, Dinophyceae, Prorocentrales, Prorocentraceae.